UGUCAAUUACCAGUUAGAAUCGAGAGCAGGACGAUUUCUGAAUCUGUUCCUCCUUAUUCACCAAACUCUGUUCAGUUUUUCUGUUUUGGUUUUACUAAACACAAAUAGGAUUAAAUUACGCAUUGCACCUUUAAGAAGCUGUCAGCAGGAUUAGAGUUACGCACAGCGAGCCAAGUGUCCCUCCGAAGGGGUUUUACGCACCGUCGGCAUCCAGAAGAGGCACAACUUAAGCCGCACUCCUUCUUCGCUGGUCCUGACACCAAAGGGGAGUCCUCCACGCCACGCGCGACAUGGCCGAGAUAGGGAAAGGGGUCACCGCCGGGAAACUGGCCAUCAACGUCCAGAAGAGGCUUACCAGAGCGCAGGAGAAGGUCUUGCAGAAGCUUGGCAAAGCAGAUGAGACCCGAGAUGUUGUCUUUGAGGAGAUGGUGGCCAACUUCAACAAGCAGAUGGGAGAAGGCACCAAACUGCAGAAGGACCUGAAAGCGUACCUGGCAGCAGUGAAAACCAUGCAUGACGCGUCGCGGCGGUUGCAGGACUGUCUGGCGGACAUGUACGAACCGGACUGGUUUGGCAAAGAGGAGAUGGACGCGUUGGCUGAGGAGUUGAUAGAGAAGGAGAUGGACAUUAACCUGGAGGAUACAGACACAAUGUGGUUGGAUUACCACCAGAGCAUCACGGACAAAUCUCUGCAGGACAUGGACAUGUACCUCUCUCAGUUUCCUGACAUCAAGGCUCGUAUAGCAAAGCGCGACAGGAAGUUGGUGGACUUUGACAGCGCCCGCCACCACUUCACCUCCUUGCAGAAAGGCAAAAAGAAGGAUGAGGCCAAGAUCGCCAAGCCAGCAGCCCUGUUGGAGAUGGCGGCUCCCAGCUGGGCUCAGGGUUUGAUAUCAGCUCACCAGGUGGCUCAGACUAACCUCUCCUACAACCAGGCGGAGGAGGAUUUGGGCCGAGCUCAGAAAAUUUUUGAGGAGCUGAAUGUGGAGUUACAGGACGAGCUUCCGGCACUCUGGGACAGGCGUGUUGGCGUCUAUGUUAACACAUUCCAGAGCCUGGCAGGUCAUCAGGAGAAGUUCCACAAAGAAAUGAGCAAACUCAGUGAAAACCUGAAUGACAUCAUGACCAAACUGGAGGAGCAGAGGCAAAUCAAAAAAGGUGCUACUGCAGCGUCAAAGACAGAAGAAUGUGCAAAGAGUGAGGGAGCCAACCACAAUGAGUCGGCCAGCUCAGCACCAAAGAGGUCUGCUCCGCCUCCUGGCCCACCUCCCAGUCGGCCUCCACCAAGAAUGACGCCAUCUCCGAACCAGCAACAGCAAAAUGUCAGCCCAUUUGAGGAUGAGCCCUCAAUGCACGACACUAACACAGACUCCACGACCACGACGCUGCAGGAGGCAUCAUGGGACUCAUGGCAAGAACAGACUGCCACAGAGGUUGAACAGCAGUAUGACGAUGACCAGUACCAAGAAGAAGCCCAAGGUGGAUGGGAUUACAGCCAAAGCAACACCCAAAGUUAUAGUCAGCCUGGCUGGGAUGAGGCAGAGACCGCGGUGGGUGAGGAGGGCUGGAUUGACGACACAGACUAUGAGGCUCAGCCAUACACCGAGCCCAACUGGGACAACGACGGUGCCAAUGUGGAACAGGGGGGCUGGGGUGAUGAUCAAUACACACAGAGUGCGGUGACCAAUGGUUCAGAUGGCGAACUCCCUCCAGGGUUCCUCUACAAGGUGAAAGCGGUACACGACUAUGCUGCUACUGAUGGUGAUGAGCUGGAACUGAAGAUGGGAGACGUUGUGUUGGUUUUGGCCUUUGACAACCCAGAUGAACAGGAUGAUGGCUGGCUCAUGGGCUUGAAGGAGUCUCACUGGUUUCAGAAGAAAGAUAUUUCAGCCAAAGGCGUUUUCCCCGAAAACUUCACCCAGAGGGUUUGAGGUUUACGCCACAUGCAAAGUCUGCUAUUCAUACAAUUUCCUCAGAUAUCUUAUCUGAGACAGAAGAAGUCAUGUCGUCUUUACGUAUCUACCUACACACCAAAAUGUAUUAGCAAAACAUGAUUGGGUGCAAAAGUGUGUAUUUAAAAAAUGAAUAUAUGUUAAAAGAUGAUGAAGAAUUAGGCUUUAUCCUUUAUUGUGACAGUUUGGUAAACGAUGUGCUAACGUCUCAAUCGAAAUGUUGUCCUGAAAUUUCUUUUUGUUUUGAUUUUUAACUUAUUGAUUUCUUCUACUUUCGGUGAAUCCAAACAAAACACAAAGUGGUGUGUUACUCAUAUUUAAGUAAGUUAACAUAAGUCAUGGAUGUACUGUACGGAUGUCAAAAUGUUUUCUUGUUUUUGGAAAAGUAUGUUUUUAAAACAUACUCCCUUGCAUGAAGUGUUUCUUUGUAUUUUCAUUUUGUUUGUAAUACAGCAAACACUGUGACACCAGGCAGGGACCCUCCUCUGUGAAAACAAGGCUGUGAUUAUUCUAAAGUUACAGGAGUCCUCAAAGAGCCCUGGAGAACACCACAAGGUUUAUUUGCAGGGUUUCUGUCUUGCCAUGUCAAAAUCUGUUUCAGUUUCUUGAGCUUGUAGGAUUUUCAAAGGGAACAGUAGCUUUUAAUUUAUAUUACUGGCCAUUUUGAGGACACGAGAUGACGUGAAGCUUACAUUUUCUAAUUCCCACAUGGUUUUGUUUUGGGGUUUUUUUUCUCUCUUCAAUGAUGAAUGAAAUGGUGAACCUUGCUAUCAAACUCGGCUGUUUUUGUUUUUUUCCCUUAAUGACACAUUUUUUUUUUUCAUAUAAAUUUGAUUCUGAAUGUCUGUGCUAUCCGGACUUCACUUUUUUGCUGCUUAAGCACGUUUUCUUUCAUCUUUUUUGAAGUAUAAAUUUGUGUCCAUGGAGUUCACAGAAAACUGAAAGUGAAAGGUUUAAAGUUUGAAAACUCUGAGCCUUUCAGAAAUCUGUGCAAAAGAUAUUUUUACACUGUGGAAUAAAUAAGGAACAUUUAAUAAUGCAGCAUUUGAAGGACGGAAUCAGCGUCAUUAAAGGCCAAUUAAACAAUGUGUGUCCUGUUGUGUGUUGCUUAUUAGCCCUUUAUUUAAAACCGCUCUGAUGCCGCUCACUGGUUUGGAGCUUUGUGUGUUGUUGUGGAAAUUUUAAAUAAACCGCAAAACCCCCAGUGUCAU
Messenger RNA from Haplochromis burtoni (Burton's mouthbrooder), 3163 nucleotides. It is a transcript of the gene bin1b, whose product is annotated as bridging integrator 1b. Lineage: Eukaryota; Metazoa; Chordata; Actinopteri; Cichliformes; Cichlidae. Gene Ontology annotation, molecular function: phospholipid binding; tau protein binding. Gene Ontology annotation, cellular component: cytoplasm; plasma membrane; synaptic vesicle. The record is from RefSeq and is a predicted model, not a curated record. The transcript is spliced from 19 exons. The coding region runs from base 291 to 1931 and encodes 546 amino acids.